Xiphophorus hellerii (green swordtail) is the source of this 1990-nucleotide messenger RNA. It is a transcript of the gene bnipl, whose product is annotated as BCL2 interacting protein like. The record is from RefSeq and is a predicted model, not a curated record. Gene Ontology annotation, cellular component: cytoplasm. Gene Ontology annotation, biological process: apoptotic process. Lineage: Eukaryota; Metazoa; Chordata; Actinopteri; Cyprinodontiformes; Poeciliidae. The transcript is spliced from 10 exons. The coding region runs from base 510 to 1535 and encodes 341 amino acids.
CCAGUCCUCCUGAUCUGGCUGCAGAACCUCACCAGACCCAAUCUUAGUGGCUCAGAACCAGCCAGGACCGCAGCAGAAUGUUCUGACCCGGAUCCGGUUGAGCUGCAGCAGAAACCAGAACCUUCGGACCAGAACAUGUGCUGGUUCUGUCUGGUCAUUGCUCUUGAUGUUCUGGGUCUGGAAUCCAGCCAGAACCAGAACAUUUGAACAGGAAGUUUCCAGACCCAGCUGGAGAACGGAACCGGCGCUGGCGGGCUUUAGGACCCUGCAGCUCCUCCUGCAGCGCCUCCUGCUGAUUGGUUAAUGAAGCUGCAGCUGACGCCCCGCCUCACCUGUCUGCAGCGACCAGGUGAGCCUGGACCAAUCAGAGAGCGGCUCUGCCCUGCGAUGCAGUCGGACCUGCUGGGCGAGUCAGACAGGAGAGAGAGGAGGAACACACACACACACACACACACCGGCAGCCGGCCAUACAUGCAGAGCAGAACACACCGUGACAUCACUGUGACAUCAUGAGCUCCCCCACUGGGCAGAUGGACGGGACCACCGAGGACAGGGCGGCUGAGGAAACCCCGCGGCCCAGCAGCAUCCAGGACAUGGAGCUGAGGGAGGAGUGGCUGGACGACGGCUUCCCCAGGCCGCUCCCAGAGGAUACCGAGGGUCCAGCAGGAGGCGCCGCAGACUCAGCCCCGCCCACCAGCCUGGUCCCGUCGGGCGGGGGUGGGGCCAGGAAGCGGCUGACGGCGCCGGCCCUCAGCGACCCGAACAGCGACAGCUUCUCGGCGGCGGCGCUGUCCGGGACGCCGGACGACUCGCUGUCGCUGGACAUCAAGGUGGAGGACCUGGAGACGCCGUCCGGCAGCGAGUCGGGGACGCUGCCGGACGGCGUGCACGACCUGGAGUGGGAAGACGACCUGCCCGAGAUGGGGAGGGGUCGGUCCGUGGGCGCGGCGGAGCCCAGUGAGGGUCUGAUGGAGCUGGACCAGGUGGACCAACAUGGCCGCCGGUGGAGGCGGUUCUCCAUAUCCGGACAGGAAUACCAGGUCAACAUGAGCGUCCUGGAGCCAUACCUGCAGGUCCUGUCACAUGGAGGUUACUACGGAGACGGGAUGAACGCCAUAAUUCUGUUUACUUCCUGUUACCUGCCAGAGAACACAGUGGAGGACUAUGAGUACGUCAUGGAGAACCUGUUCAGGUACAUCGUGGGAACGCUGGACCUGAUGGUUUCAGAGAACUACCUGCUGGUCUACCUGUGCGCCAUGGCUCCCAGGAACAAGCUGCCAGCCAUCAAGUGGCUCCACCAGUGCUACACCUCCAUCGACAGGAGGUUGAAGAAGGACCUGAAGGGCCUGCUGGUGGUGCAUCCGGCCUGGUACAUCAAGGCUCUGAUCACACUGGUCAAACCCUUCAUCAGUGACAAAUUUAGCAGGAAGAUUCGCUUCGUUCAGAACCUGGAGCAGCUAUCGCAGUUCGUCCCCACAGACAGGCUGCAGAUCCCAGAGGCAAUCCGACAGUACGAUGAGAAGCUGAGAAGAUGACGACCUCAGAUGACCUCUGACGGAUCAGACCGGGUGAAUGUGGAGGCUGAAGCCUGACCCUGCUGACCUUUGACCUGCUGGUUGUACAGACCUUCAGACUGUGGUUUAUUUAUGCUGCUUUUUUUAUGUUGGGAGUUUUUAAGGAACUCUUCCUGGGUCGGUUUUCCGGCUAAUCUCCAUGGAAUUGCGUCCAGGGCUGAUCUUCAUCAGCAGCUCCUCCUCCUCCUCCUUCACUGCCUUCUCUCUACCUGACACCAACUUACUGUUUCCAUGGCAACGUUUGGUCUCAGCACCACCCAUAAACCGUAGCAGCGCCAACAUGUGUAAUUUGGUUGAUGUGGUUGGUUCUGGUCUGGGUGUAGAUCGGGUUUCAUGCUGCAGGGGGCGGGGCAUCUGUGUAGGAGGUCCCUGAUUGGUUGUUCACCUGCUGCAGUAAUAAAAUAUUUUCAAGAUGC